GUCCUCGUCCCGUGCACCUCCCCGCGGGUGUCAUCCUCUCGGAACAGAAUAUGAAAGCCUCGUGCUUCCGCGUCGUCUUUCUCCUUCCUUUCUUCCUGAGACUUGGCCCGGUCGCCGCCGGUAGCCACGGGUACUGUGGGCCGGUCCCCGCUACCGACGCGGAGCUGAUCCACGUCGCCAUGAACUUGGAGUUCUUGGAGGCCGAGUUUUUCCUCUACGGCGCGCUCGGCAGAGGGCUGGACGGCAUCGCACCGCACUUGGCUCUGGGCGGCCCGCCCCCAGCCGGCGGCGAGAGGGCCAAUCUGGACCCUCUCGUCCGGCGAAUCAUCGAGGAGUUCGGUUACGAGGAAGUCGGCCAUCUCAGAGCGAUUUACACAACAGUAGGUGGAAUUCAAAGGCCGCUGAUAGACAUAAGUGCGCACAAGUUCGCAAUGAUGGUGGAUGAAGCUCUUGGGCACAGACUGUGGCCUCCGUUUGACCCAUACUUGGACACGGUCAACUAUCUCUUGGCUUCAUAUCUCAUCCCUUAUGUGGGAUUAACUGGUUAUGUCGGUGUCAUCCCCAACCUUUCCAAUUUCACUACCAAAGCCCUCGUGGCCGGGCUCUUGGGCGUGGAAUCCGGUCAGGACGCUGUGAUCCGGACGCUGCUCUACGAGCGGGCCCUCGAGAAGGUCGCGCCUUACGACAUCACGGUGGCGGAGUUCACCAACUUGUUCUCCAUCCUGAGGAACAAGCUCGGCAUGUGCGGGAUCAAGGACGAGGGCAUCGUCGUACCCCCGGUGCUCGGGGCCGAGCAGAGGACCGAGACCAACGUGCUGUCUGCGAACAAGAUGUCCCUGUCAUACCCGAGGACACCGCAGGAGGUGCUGAGGGUCGUGUACGGGACCGGGGAUGAACACGUCCCCGGCGGGUUCUUCCCGAACGGCGCGAACGGAGAGAUCGCCCGGAGAUUCCUGGAGAAGAAGGGUUAGGGAACAUUGGGUGUGUAUGUAUGUAGGCUUGUGGAGUGGUUAUAUCGGCCCAAAUUGAUGUGCCUUUUGCAGUGAUGUGAAUAUAGUCCAGCCUCAAGUAUUU
Rhodamnia argentea is the source of this 1074-nucleotide messenger RNA. Its product is annotated as desiccation-related protein PCC13-62-like. The record is from RefSeq and is a predicted model, not a curated record. The transcript has 4 exons. NCBI's taxonomy places the organism in Eukaryota, Viridiplantae, Streptophyta, Magnoliopsida, Myrtales, Myrtaceae. Bases 51 to 971 code for a protein of 306 amino acids.